Petromyzon marinus (sea lamprey) is the source of this 4495-nucleotide messenger RNA. It is a transcript of the gene CACNG1, whose product is annotated as calcium voltage-gated channel auxiliary subunit gamma 1. Gene Ontology annotation, cellular component: L-type voltage-gated calcium channel complex; membrane. Gene Ontology annotation, molecular function: voltage-gated calcium channel activity; calcium channel regulator activity. NCBI's taxonomy places the organism in Eukaryota, Metazoa, Chordata, Hyperoartia, Petromyzontiformes, Petromyzontidae. The record is from RefSeq and is a predicted model, not a curated record. Gene Ontology annotation, biological process: regulation of calcium ion transmembrane transport via high voltage-gated calcium channel; calcium ion transmembrane transport.
UUGCGGGCAUCGAAGCCCAUUGAUUGAUCCCGCAUCAUCAAUUAGCGCCCAAAUGCUCAUGAAAUAUUAUCCGGGCCUCCUACCCACGGGACACUGCCCGGGAUCAAAUACAAACCCAGGGGUAGGUCACUUGCACGGUCCCCUCACCAUCCCCCUUGCAGUGGGGGGGGGGGGGCUAUGUCUGAAUCUUGGGUAUGGGUUUGUGAGUCAUGGGUGUUUGUUGCUUACAAGUGUCACACAAUAGCAACCAUGCUAACCUCUCAACCACCCAAUCAACGCUGCCACCCGACCAAAACUACCCUUCAACCACCCACCCAUCCACUCAGCCACCACAUUCCCUCAACCCGAGGGCGGAUCUAGAAACUUCCCAAAGAGUGACAGUUCCAAAUGUUCAACCUUUAGAAAUAGGACUCUAGAAUUUAAAAAAAUAUAUUUUAUCCCCAAAAUUUCAGGGCCUCACAGGAGGGGGACUGGUGGGGAGCAAUCGCCCCCUCCCACCCCAUGGAUUCACCACUGCCCUUAACCACCCGACUACCCCUCAACCAUUUAAGCAACACCACCCCUCAUCCUCCCAACCACCACAAUCUCUCAACCGCCACUACCCAAACUGUCCCCUUUCCCUCCCUCUUUCCCUACCACCUCCCACGCAUCGACAAAUUUGUCCGAGGUUUCGAGUUUCAAGAGCUCCACCGGCCCCCCAGAGGCCAUACAUUCCCCCUCCUCUCAUCAUCCCCCUCCUCCCAACACAAAAUCCAAGUUCACUUCACACCCAGAACUUCGGCGCAGCCACCACCACCACCACCGCAAUCACACAAUCACCACCGUGAUCCGGUGGCGACAGAGAGGUUACACAGGGGGAGGCAGACGAACGCAAGGAUGUCGGAGGGCAGCGAAGGGAAGAUAAAGGCGGCCGCGUUCCUGGCUUUCGCUGGCUGCGCGCUCAUGGUGGUGGCCAUCAGCACCAACUACUGGGCCGUGCUGGAAGCCACGGCGAGCACGGCCAACGCGAGUCUGUGCGAGUCGGCGCACCUUGGCCUAUGGCGCUUGUGCCGGCAGCAGGCGGCCCGCGACCCCGCGGUGGAGGACGGCGGCUGUCGGAAAGCACACUUCCCCACCAGCGAGAUCAAAUGCGCCUUCUUCAAGCACUUUAAAUUGGGAGCCGGAGAUGACUUUGAGGUCGCCACGCAGAAAGAGUACAGUAUCUCAGCGGCGGUGAUUGGCCUGCUGAGCUUCGUGCUGAUGAUCCUGGGCGCGGUGUGCGUGGGCGCGGGGCUCAGGAAGAACCGCACGUACAUGAUGCGACCCGCUGGCCUCUUGUGCCUCUGCGCUGGCCUGUGUGUGGUGGUGUCGGUGGAGGUGAUGCGUCAGUCGGUGAACCGCAUGAUCGACAGCCACGCCACCAUGUGGGAAGCGGUCACCUUCUCGUGGUCCUUCGGGUGCGCCCUGGCGGCCGCCACCAUCCUCUUCGUCUCCGGGGUGGCGCUGGUGCUCAUCUCCCUGCCCCGGAUUCCGCGUAACCCCUGGGAGAGCUGCCACGACUCGGACGAAGUGCCCGAGCAAUAGUCGGGCGGGUCGACUCGACGUCGUUACCGACAGGAAAAUAACAACGCACGCGGCGAUGGAGGAAUCGCCGUUUCACCCGGAUAUAGAGCAGGAUGAGUCGUCGUUUGAAGUCGACUUUUAACAGGCGGAUCGACGGCUUUGAGAUUCACUCUGAAGUCGAGAAAACGGGUCUCGUCCCAUAUAGAACACCUAACACAUCCAAUUUAGAGCUCUUGAGAAUCCGUUUAUUGUUGAAAAGGGGUUAUGAAAAUUAUACACUACAUCACACCAUACCAUAGAGAAGCCUUUUCUCAUCUCGUAUAGAAGCCUCGUCUCUUAUACAGAAUCCUAGUGUCAUCCAAUGAUCGAGCCCUCAUCCCAUAUUGCGCCUUUGUCGAACCCCAUACAGAAUCCUUGUCUCGUGCCACUACAUACAACAUCCUCAUCUAAAGCCGAUACAAAACUGUGUUCUCAUCUCCUUGUCUUAUAAGAUACAUACCUCUACAUCUUGUGCAAUGCAGAACCCUCAUCCCAUUCAUUACAGAAAGCUCGUCUCAUCCCAUACAGAACCCUUGUCUCACGAGGAUGAAAGUUGAGCUCACAAUGUAGACCACUUUGCAAGGCGAAUAUUGAUUAAUCGAAUCAUCGACUGAAAGCGAUUCUUACGCUGUUGGUGCACGCAUUAUAUUGUGCCACUGAGUAUCAUUUACAAUGUAUUCAAAUUACUGUGUGUGCAAAUGAGACAAUGCAUUUGACAGAAGUAGCCAGCGAGAGAAGUUAAACGGGACGAGAAAACAAACCUCGAUGUUAGAAUCGUUACUCUGCUCCGGCAAAUUCCGCUUGCUCUAUCCUUGCCAAUUACAAACUCCACGGCAUCUACCCUAAUCGUUUAAAUGCAAUCUAUGAACUUAAAUAUUUUUUUUUAUUUUACCAGGUAAGGCCCACUAAGCUACCUGGCCACAGACGAUAGCUCAACGAAACGACUUACCGCGCGGAAAUGUUUAGCAGCCAAAUACUCUAAAACGCAUACUCAGUGCGUUUAAGAUGCCAAAUACUCAAUCACAUUUGCACGCACCACCUUUAGCGACUAAUUGCCUGCCGAACAAGCCUGCGUCGAUUGCACGAUUAAUCGAUAGGUGGAGCCUUCGCUGGAAUCGUUAUUUUGUUGUUGUUGUAUUUUAUAUGCACGGUCGUGUUUCUCUCAACGCGAGCGGUUGAAACCCCGUUCCAGCGAUCGUCGCCAAGUGACGGAAUCGCUCUGUAGGGGGCCACCCCCCCCCCCUUUACGGGGAUCGUCGAGUGGGGACGUGGGGCACGCGGGAUGUGGGGGAUGUGGGUGGUGGUUGUGGGCAAAAUAUUGGGAUUCGUGUGACCGCAUGUUGGUGGAGUGCUCACGUCGCUGAAAACUUCGGAGGGAAUGAGGAUGAGAAGUGAGGAAAGGCCACGUUUGGCUCGAGUGAUGAAGAUUGUGGAUGUUACCAUUUUUUACGCAUGUGAAAAAAAUCGCUAAAUUGCGCCUCAAUAUGACAUUUUUCAGAUGAUACGGAUUUUUUUUUCUUUUUCGGAAUAUUUUGAUUUGAUGAGAAAGUUUGCCACAACUUCACGUCACGUGACAUCGGUCGACAUUACUUUUAUCGUACGAAGCCACGUCACCUGAUUACAUUGUGAUACAAACAUUUGACGGUCCAAUUUCUGCUGUUGUUUUCCUGAACAAACAAACAAAAAAUCCCGAAAUCAAUAUUUGUUUUAACAUCUGAAAACCAUCUCUAAUUGAGAUCAUCAUCAGGGGGCGAAACACUUUAGUCAAUUUGUUGUCCUUCCCCGCACCUCCGAUUAGCACGUUUGGCUACGUACGGUGCGAAAGAAUUUCAACACACAUAGCAUUGCAACAUGAUCUCUAGCCACGAUGGCCUAGCACAAUCGCCACCUCCUGGCCUCUUAUCUUCUCUCCAACCCCCUAUUUCACUUAUGAUUCGCUCACCCGUUUUGGAGCUCGCAGCGAUGAAGUUUGUCGCAUUAUAUUAUAUUCUGUUAUCCUGCUGGAAUGUGACCGAGCGUUCAGUUAUCGCCUUCGUAAUCUUCCACCGCGUUUAUAGGCGGCAAGAUUUGUUAUGAGCACGACGACCGACGUUGGAAUUAAAGCGCAGGCUUUUGUGGUGUCGCUGCGUAGCUGUGAAGCAGCUUACGGGGCAGUGGUGACCCCAGGGUUUGGGCGUGAGACAGAGCCAAAUUAAUAGAACGUGAAAUCCACCCGGCACCAACUUGGAGCCGUCAGGGGAAAUAACGCAAGUGCUGAAAACUGGUGUCAUUGUUUUUGUAUCUAAACACCGAUGUCUGUGAAGUAUCUGGUAAUACUGCUGCUGCGUUGCCAGUGGUGCACAAGCAAAAAUAACAAGUAAAAAAAAACUAUAUUCGUCAACAAUAUUGUGGCCUAAAAAUAAAAAGUAUAUAAUGUGAUGUUUUAGGCAAUGACUCUUCUUCAAAGAACAUACCAUACCUCUCUGGCCUCUCUAUAUGCUGUGAAGAGAGGCCAUUGCCUGAAACGUCGCCUAUUUUAUCUACGUUUCGAUAAUAAGUGAGGCCAAGACAGUCAAAAAACACGACCGCCAUAUGGCAGUCCUCGACGUACGAACAUAAUUAGUUGCCUAGACCCGUUCGUAAGUCGAACGGUUUGUAAGUUGGAACACAAUAAUGUACUGUAUUUAAAUUACCACACACACACACUCACGCCCAGCACGAAACUGACUCAUUACAUCUCGCGAAGGAUCGCUCAGCUGAACAAAAUAGUUCCACGGUUCAAUUUGCAAGAGCGAGUUCGCGGUUUAAGUCAAUGCAAAAAAAAAUCGAGUUUUUAUGGAAGCUGGUUCGUAACUGUUGGUGUUUGUAAGUCGGGCGUUCGUAAGUCGAUGACUGCCUGUACUUGGGUCUACUUGAACACGCUGCUGUCACCGCU